AUGAGCACGACGCAACACCUAGGCGUGGCCCUAUGCUACGACCAAGCACGCCUACAGUUCUACGACUCGGCAUGCCACACGGUGUCUCCACUGGGCAACUUCGGCAGAGUAGUGACCGGCGUGUCCAGGAGAUACAACUGCUUCGGCGCCGCCAUGGGGUUCUUCUACGACAAGCUCGUCGCGGGAGGCGAGAUCAACGCGUGCGUCUGCACCUUUUACAGCCCAGACGGCGGCGCCACCGUCCCGUGGGAGUUCGUCACACAUUACGGGCCUUGCAACGGCGCGUGUGUCUCCAAGACGUUCACCUGCAAUGGCUUAAAACCUGUGGCUCAUAACGGCGCGGACGACAAGGUCAAGAGGGAUCCGUACCUCCUAUCGAUUGGUGAGGCCGUUCAUGGAGAGCAGUACCUCGUUGCCAAACGGAGUGCCGACACGGCCACGACCACGACCACGACCACGGUCGCUUCUUCAGGGGCUGCUCCACUUGCUGGUGCUGUCAAUUGGAAGGUGGCCGUGUUCGUUGCGACAAUCAUGUUGAGCAAUGCGCUAUUAUGA
Molecule: messenger RNA, 555 nt
Organism: Cladophialophora carrionii CBS 160.54
Lineage: Eukaryota; Fungi; Ascomycota; Eurotiomycetes; Chaetothyriales; Herpotrichiellaceae
Exons: 1
Coding region: 1-555 (184 amino acids)
Source: RefSeq, a predicted model, not a curated record